CGUAAUUUUAUACUACCUUGUAGAGAUAGUAAAACUGAUUCUACCCUGCCACUCAAGAUAUAUUUAUUCCCCUACUCAUGAAGAGUAGUCAUCAUUUUUCUUCAAGCUAAAGAAGAGAAUAGAUCCAACAUGUCAAAUAGGCCACUUUCUUCAUUAGAUAGUGAGAAAUCCCAUUUGAUGAAGACUUGUAAUUUGUUGACUCAAUAUUUCAAUGGAAAAGCAGACCUCAAAAAUCUAAAUCUUACAAUUAGUAACAAUGGAGAAGCCAAAGCCUCAGCAACCAAGGAUUUGUUGACCAACAUGGAAGAAUCAUCAACUAAGACAACAGAGCAAGACCAGAAAUUAAUAGAUCAUGUUCCUAAAAGUGCAAUAAAUAAAGCCAGCAGCAGCAAAGAAAUACCAAAUAAGGAGCAAAAGCUAGCGCAAUUGUCUAUAUUCUAUGGGGGUAAAGUGGUGGUUUUUGAUGAUUUUCCAGCAGAGAAAGCCAGAGCAGUGAUGUUAUUAGCUAGCAAAGGAAUAUCUAACAACUCUUGUGCCAUUUUUCAAACCACCACCACCACUCAGACUAAUGGAGCCAACAACUUUGAUUUACCUAUUGCGAGGAGAUCUUCACUUUAUAGGUUUCUUGAGAAGAGGAAAGAUAGGGACACGGCUAGAGCGCCAUACCAAAUGCAUAAUCCAUUGCAAUCAUCUUCAAGGACUCGUGAAGAUCAUUUUGAUCUCAAUUUCUAGUUAUAAUCAACUUUUCGAUCGGAGAAAUUGUUGAAAAAGUUAAUUUUAUUUGAU
Solanum tuberosum (potato) is the source of this 786-nucleotide messenger RNA. Its product is annotated as protein TIFY 10A-like. Gene Ontology annotation, cellular component: nucleus. Bases 130 to 732 code for a protein of 200 amino acids. Lineage: Eukaryota; Viridiplantae; Streptophyta; Magnoliopsida; Solanales; Solanaceae. Gene Ontology annotation, biological process: regulation of defense response; response to wounding; regulation of jasmonic acid mediated signaling pathway. The record is from RefSeq and is a predicted model, not a curated record. The transcript is spliced from 5 exons.